Molecule: messenger RNA, 1799 nt
Organism: Argentina anserina (silverweed cinquefoil)
Lineage: Eukaryota; Viridiplantae; Streptophyta; Magnoliopsida; Rosales; Rosaceae
Product: ubiquinol oxidase, mitochondrial-like
Exons: 4
Coding region: 433-1428 (331 amino acids)
Biological process (GO): alternative respiration
Cellular component (GO): mitochondrion
Molecular function (GO): alternative oxidase activity
Source: RefSeq, a predicted model, not a curated record
UCAUAGUAUUCGGCUGCCAGGUAUGUUGAGUAGCUCGAAAAAGACUGAGCCACGCAACUUUCCCUACUACCGCGGGUGACCCUCAUAUCUCCCAUUAACUCGGAACACUCAAGCCAAGGGUAAUUCCGUAAUUCACACUCUCCUUCUAGAGAAAAUUACCCAGACACAACCGCCACGCCUCCCGAAAUUCACGUAAUUCCAACGGUUCAUUAUUAUGUCCAUGAAAUUAUGAUGCUGAACUUGGAGCCCAAGAAAACGGGUACACAAUACUCCCUGUACCUGCAAUGCAGAGAAUCAAAACCCCUCCACAGAUAUAACUUGCUCCCCACACAAAAAAAGAGCGUCACACAAAACAGAGCCACAACAAACCAACCGCUUUAAUUACCAAAAACCCCCAGACGCUUCUAAAACCCUCAUUUCCGACCGACGAAGAUGAACCGGAUCCCGGCGAGGUCGGUGGCCGGAGCUCUGCGCCAUGGCCGGAGCUUCAACAGUUACAUUUCCACGGCGUCGGUUGCUGCUACUAGGCUCACCGGUUAUCUGAACCUUCACGACGGCGCCACCGCUCUCGGCUCGUGGAGGAUGAUGAGCACGGUGACGCCGACGAUCCAGACGCCGCCGUCGGAGAAGGACAAGAAGGAGAGCUCCUCCGAGGCGAAGAAAGACGCCGUCGUUUCGCAUUAUUGGGGAAUUGCGAGGCCGAAGAUCACCAGGGACAACGGCUCUGAGUGGCCGUGGAAUUGCUUCAUGCCAUGGGAGACUUAUGAGGCAGAUUUAUCUAUCGAUCUGAGCAAGCACCAUGUGCCGAAGACGUUUCUGGACAGAGUGGCGUACAGAACAGUCAAGCUUCUUCGAGUUCCUACUGAUAUCUUCUUUCAGAGACGUUAUGGGUGCCGUGCAAUGAUGCUGGAAACUGUGGCAGCUGUCCCUGGUAUGGUCGGAGGAAUGCUGCUGCAUUUAAGGUCUCUCCGCAAGUUCCAGCAGAGUGGUGGUUGGAUCAAAGCCUUACUUGAGGAAGCAGAGAAUGAGAGGAUGCACUUGAUGACAAUGGUUGAACUAGUGAAACCUGCAUGGUAUGAGAGGCUUCUGGUUCUCACUGUGCAGGGAGUUUUCUUUAAUGCCUUCUUUGCGCUCUAUAUGAUUUCCCCUAAGGUUGCGCAUAGGGUUGUUGGAUAUCUGGAAGAGGAGGCUAUUCACUCUUAUACAGAGUACUUGAAGGAUAUUGAUAGUGGCAAAAUUGAAAAUGUACCUGCUCCUGCUAUAGCAAUUGACUACUGGAGGCUACCAAAAGGUGCUACACUGAAGGAUGUCAUCACUGUGAUUCGUGCUGAUGAAGCUCACCAUAGGGAUGUCAACCAUUUUGCAUCUGAUAUUCAUUAUCAGGGAAAGGAACUGAGAGAAGCCCCAGCUCCCAUUGGGUAUCAUUAAGUCAUUUCGUCUGCCAAUAACUGAAGAGUUAUUUUCACCUUAUAUUGCCUUGUAUAGGCUGAAAUCUAUGAUCUAUAUACAGACGUAGAAUCUCUUCGAAAUAGGCAUUUUAUGUUCUUAAUUUGAUUUUGACUCUCUCUGAUUGGGUGCAACAUCUUAAUGACGACUCAUAUUAUCGGGUUUGGUUGGCUUCCCGACUUUUCUUACAUUAAUCACUAACUCGGUCAAAAAAAAUCUAUCUGUUUCGGGAGAAUUACUAUUCUACUCUUGUGUGUCUUAGUCUAAUAGGUUUCCUGUUAGGAGAUAGAUUAGCAUCUCCGUAAUAGAUUAGGACUCCAAAUCCUACGGGAUUGUGGUUUUGUAAUGUCUAU